GUACCAGCAGUAGGGCCGGUUGGCCAAUAAAGCCGGAGAGACUCGGCUCAAGCACCCUCAUUGGUAAGCGAGGGACUUAGGCAGAGAAAGGCUCUCUCUCUUCAUUUCUCUCGCUUCCUUCAGCAAAUUCCUCAUUUCUCUGCAAUGGCUUUCUCAGAUUCUCAUCGCCAAUCCCUAAUCCCUAGCUUCCUCUACUCCGCUUCCUCUGCAAAAACCCUCUCUGUCUCUAAACUCCUCCACUCAAACCUCGUCGAACCAUAUCCUUCUUCAUCGCCGUCACUUAUGAGAACGUCUGGUAGCUUUGUGAUCCCCUCUCCCAGCGAGCCAGGAAAGAUAGAGAUGUACUCACCUGCUUUCUACGCUGCUUGCACGGCCGGAGGUAUUCUUAGUUGUGGACUUACUCACAUGGCCGUCACACCUCUUGACCUUGUUAAGUGCAAUAUGCAGAUUGAUCCUGCAAAGUACAAAAGCAUCUCAUCUGGUUUUGGAGUUCUUCUCAAGGAGCAGGGUGUUAGAGGCUUCUUCAGGGGUUGGGUGCCUACCCUCCUUGGCUAUAGUGCUCAGGGUGCCUGCAAAUUUGGAUUCUAUGAGUUUUUCAAGAAAUACUACUCUGAUAUUGCUGGGCCAGAGUACGCUGCCAAGUACAAGACCUUGAUUUAUCUUGCUGGUUCUGCAUCUGCUGAGGUUAUUGCAGAUGUUGCCCUUUGUCCUUUUGAGGCAGUAAAGGUUCGAGUUCAAACUCAGCCUGGUUUUGCUAGAGGCUUGGCAGAUGGGCUUCCCAAAUUUGUUAGAUCUGAGGGCACAUUAGGGUUGUACAAAGGUAUUGUUCCUCUUUGGGGGCGUCAAAUUCCAUACACAAUGAUGAAGUUUGCAUCUUUUGAGACCAUUGUUGAGAUGAUUUACAAGCAUGCCAUCCCGACACCAAAGGACCAAUGCAGCAAACCCGUACAGCUGGGUAUUAGUUUUGCUGGUGGUUAUGUUGCUGGUGUUUUCUGUGCUAUUGUAUCUCAUCCUGCUGAUAAUCUUGUCUCUUUCCUCAACAAUGCUAAAGGCGCAACUGUUGGUGAUGCUGUGAAGAAGCUAGGUUUGUGGGGCCUGUUUACCCGUGGACUUCCUCUCCGUAUUGUCAUGAUUGGUACUCUUACCGGAGCCCAAUGGGGUAUCUAUGAUGCAUUCAAAGUUUUUGUGGGAUUGCCUACAACUGGUGGUGUUGCUCCUCCUGCUCCUGCCGCAACUGAGCUUGCAAAGGUGUAAAUUUGGAGAUAAGAAGAAUUAUCUUUUGUGGUGUUUUGUGGAAGCUGGGAAAUCUAUAGGUUAAUAAACAUAGGAUUAACGACUCUCAAGUUGAAGAUUAUUCUUUUGCAUUCAGUUAUUGCUUCAAUUUUUGUCAUUUUGACUAAUUUUGUAUGCAGAAGGAUGGUUUUGUUUUCAUCCUUCUAUAAUGAAUACAUUUUGCUAGUUAGAUCUCAUAUGAAUUUCAUUUUGAUGUUAGGAUCCACAGUAUCCCCUGUCAAAGACAACCAAAAAUAAUGGGCAGAUGGGGGGAUAUAUUCUGUUCUGUCCGCAUUUCUUGCGAUGCUUUUGCUAUAUGAGAAUACACAUUUUUGCUAUGUGGACGCAUUA
Molecule: messenger RNA, 1623 nt
Organism: Jatropha curcas
Lineage: Eukaryota; Viridiplantae; Streptophyta; Magnoliopsida; Malpighiales; Euphorbiaceae
Gene: PHT3;1
Product: phosphate transporter 3;1
Biological process (GO): mitochondrial phosphate ion transmembrane transport
Cellular component (GO): mitochondrial inner membrane
Molecular function (GO): phosphate transmembrane transporter activity
Source: RefSeq, a predicted model, not a curated record